Peromyscus californicus insignis is the source of this 2256-nucleotide messenger RNA. It is a transcript of the gene Zscan10, whose product is annotated as zinc finger and SCAN domain containing 10. Bases 1 to 2256 code for a protein of 751 amino acids. The record is from RefSeq and is a predicted model, not a curated record. Gene Ontology annotation, biological process: regulation of transcription by RNA polymerase II. The transcript has 6 exons. Gene Ontology annotation, molecular function: DNA-binding transcription factor activity; RNA polymerase II cis-regulatory region sequence-specific DNA binding. Lineage: Eukaryota; Metazoa; Chordata; Mammalia; Rodentia; Cricetidae.
AUGCUGGCAGAACCGGUCCCAGAUGCUCCGGAACAAGAGCAGUUCGGAGCAGUGAAGCUGGAGGAGGAGGACUUGCCCGUCGAGGACGCUGUGCGGGCAGAGGCCAGGCCUCGGCCUGAGGUGGCCCACCAGCUCUUUAGAUGCUUCCAGUACCAGGAAGAUAUGGGGCCGCGAGCAUCCCUGGGCCGGCUCCGGGAACUCUGCAACCACUGGCUGCGGCCGGCGCUGCACACCAAGAAGCAGAUUCUGGAGCUGCUGGUGCUGGAGCAGUUCCUGAGCGUCCUGCCCCCGCACGUGCUCAGCCGACUGCAGGGCCAGGCGCUCAGGGAUGGAGAGGAGGUGGUACAGCUGCUGGAGGGCGUGCCCAGAGACUCCAGCCACGUGGGGCCACUGGAUUUUAGCUUCAGUGCUGGCAAGAGUGCCCCUGCAGACAUCAUCUCGGAGGGACAGGAUAUCCCUUCCCAGGCCUCCAACCACAGCCCCAAAAGGGAGCUGCCCUCAGAGGAGACUCCAGCCCUGCAUCCAUUGAAUGAAUUACCCCCAUCUCAGCCACUGCCCACCAAGCCUGCUGAACCUGAGGAGUGGAAACUUGCCCCAAGUUCAAACUGGCCAGUGAGCCCAGAGCCCCAGAGGAUGCUCCAGGACCCACAAGAAAGCCACCCCUCCCAGGGCCCCUCAUGGCUUGAGGAGAAUUCCAGAGACCAAGAGCUGGCGGCUGUGUUGGAGUCCCUUACCUUUGAGGAUACCUCAGAGAAGAAAGCUUGGCCUGCAAACCCUCUUGGAUUUAGGAGCAGAAUGCCUGACAAGGAGGAUCUUAAAGUUGAAGAACCUAAAGAGAAUAUUUGGCCUGUCAUCAUUUUAUCAGAGUCCCAGACAGAGGACCCUGGAGUCACAGCAGAGCCUCCUUCCCAGACACUAGGGCAGGAGGCAAAUGGUGCUGGUGGAGGAGGGGCCCAUGCUGACAGCAGUGAGGUUGUGGACGGCAGAGCACACCAGCUACAGUCUCACUCGGGCUCUGGACCUCAGCCAGUCUCUCGUUCCUUCCGGUGUCUGUGGUGCGGGAAGACUUUUGGGCGCAGCUCCAUCCUCAAGCUGCACGUGCGCAUACACACAGAUGAGCGGCCACACGCCUGUCACCUCUGCAGCCACCGCUUCCGCCAGAGCUCACACCUGGCGAAGCACUUGCUCACGCAUUCCUCUGAGCCUGCCUUCAGAUGUGCUGAGUGUGACGAGGGCUUCCAGCGUCGCUCCAACCUCAUGAAGCACCUGCUGGCACAUGCCCAGGACCAAAAUCCCACGCCAGACCCAGAAGGCAAAACGAAAGUGCCAGAGAAGGCUGUUGUCCUCUGUCCCCAAUGUGGGCAGACCUUCCAACGGCGCUCCAGUUUAAAGCGUCACCUGCGCAUCCAUGCAAAAGGCAAGGACCGUCAGUCCUCGGAAGACCCUAGCAGCCUUAGCUCUCGCCAGGAGAGCAAGCCCUAUGUGUGCGGUGACUGUGGCAAGGCCUUCCGACGAAGCGAGCACCUAAUGGCCCACAAGCGAGUCCAUACCGGCGAACGACCCUUUUCCUGCCAGGCCUGUGGCCGCUGCUUCACCCAAAGUUCCCAGCUGAUCAACCACCAGCAGGUGCACACAGGUGAGAAGCCUCAUGCCUGUCCCCAGUGCAGCAAACGCUUUGUGAGACGCACCGGUCUUGCUCGCCAUCUGUUGACCCACGGUGGCCUCCGGCCUUACCACUGUGCCCAAUGUGGCAAAAGCUUCAGCCAAAUGCAAGACCUGACUCGCCACCUGCUCAGCCACACAGGAGAGAAGCCCUGCCGAUGCAGUGAGUGCGGAGAGAGGUUCAGCCAGAGUGCCCACCUGGCACGCCACCAGCGCAUCCACACGGGGGAGAAGCCUCACGCCUGUGACACCUGUGGUCACCGCUUCCGCAACAGCUCCAACUUGGCCCGCCACCGCCGCAGCCACACGGGCGAACGGCCCUACAGCUGCCCAACCUGCGGCCGCAGUUUCCGGCGCAAUGCACACCUGCAGCGCCACCUGGUCACACACACCGCCUCCAGGCAGGAGAUGGAAGACCCCCAGGAGUGCCCCGAGUGUGGCAAGAGCUUCAGUCGCAGCUGCAACCUUCUGCGCCAUCUGCUGGUUCACACGGGCGCGAGGCCUUACUCCUGUGUGCUGUGCGGCCGGGGCUUCAGCCGCAAUUCACACCUGCUGCGCCACCUGAGAACUCACGCCCGGGAGACGCUGUAUUAG